This is a messenger RNA of Dimorphilus gyrociliatus, 1198 nucleotides long. The record is from the annotation of a GenBank genome assembly. NCBI's taxonomy places the organism in Eukaryota, Metazoa, Annelida, Polychaeta, Dinophilidae.
AAUGAAAGCACUGGAGGAUAGACCAGUACUUUUUCGAUAUUCGUUAGACGAAUAUGGAACGGCUCGCAGAAGCGCGAUUGUCAGAACUUUUAUUGACGCAUUAACCAAAGGAGGGUCCAGUGGAACCCCGCGGCCAAUCGAGUUACAUUCUCACGAUCCGUUACGCUACGUCGGUGAUAUGAUGGCUUGGAUUCACCAGGCUUGUGCAACUGAAAAAGAAUACUUAAAAACCAUUUUAAAAGAUUGUGUUAGCGAAGAUAAGGACUCUUUGGCCUUAAAUGUAAUGAGCCAUGUAACAGAAGGGUUAGGCCGACCGUUAAAAGUGCGACUAGAACAAGUCUUGUUGUCGGAUCCACAGCCUAUAGUCUUAUAUAAACUGACAAAUCUCUUGCAAUUCUAUUACGGUACACUUAAAGGAAUAUUGCCAGAAAAUGCAGCUUUAGUACAAUCUAUGACAGAAAUGCAUAAUUUAAAUACGCAAAUGUUUUAUAAUAGCUUAAAUUCUAUAACUUCUAGACUUUUGGAGAAAGUUGAAAUGCCACCAGUAGAUUUGAGUGCUACAUCAUCGGUAACUAGCACUUUACAAUUGUUACAGGACAUUUUAUCGUCGCACGAUUCAUCUCUCGUAUCCGUAGACAUCGUAAAAGCCGUUAUCGAACCGCUUGUAAAAAUGUGUUCCGUAUCGGCAAGUAAUUUGAAGAGUACUGAUAUGGCCACAUAUAUGUUGAAUAAUCUCCAUCUAAUGCACACAACUCUCACUCUAUUCGAGUUCACAGACAAUAAACUGGAAAUGCUUAAGGCUCUGAUGGAGGCUCACGUCGACACCCUAAUUAGCGAACAAGCGGCUAUCGUACUGACACGAACCAAUUUGGUAGAGUUUUACCAGAAAGUUCAGCAGCAUAACAUCAGUCUACACGGUCCUCUUUCUCAAUUACCGGCAGCCGAUGCAGCUACCCUUAAGAGUGCUAUGGCGAAAUUCGAUUCCUAUCUGGCAUCACCCGAUUCGCUCGUUCUUCCGCAAUGCAACGCGUUGAUGAGCACGAAAUUACGGGACAGCGUUAAACAGCGAUCAACAGAAUUAAUAUGCCGUGCCUAUUCUUCAAUGUAUCAAGCCCUUAAACUUUCAGAAAAUGAAUAUCCCGAGGCGAACACAAUCGCUCCAAGAACACCCGAUCAGGUUAUGAAAUUGUUGACGUAG